AUGCGAAUCCACGUCAGCUGCUACUCCAUAUUUCUCAGAGAAUGGCUUUCAGUGUUCAACCACCAGCAUUUCCUCAUCCUCCGCACGGAGGACUACCACAGCAACAUGAAGGAGACUUUGACGAAAGCCUUUCAGUUUCUGCAAGUUCGUAAGUAAACAAUACACUCUCUAACACAAACUAUUGUUUCCCUUUUUUUUCAAAUUAACAUUUUUAAAGAACCGUUUUAGCACUGUGUUAGAGAUUAUUGAACUUUAAAAAAUUCAAAAUAUUUAAUUCCAAGUUUAACGAAAUUAAAUUAAGGACUUUUUAAUUCAUCAAAAUCUGUUGAAUUAUUUAGAGAAAAUAAAUCAUUUUAAGUAUAAAUUUUAAUGAAUUAUUCUUAGAGUGAUUUGCUAAUUACGAUAAUAAUGGAUUUCUUCUUGAAGCCGUACAAAUAAUAUGUUGCAUCGCAAUGUCUAGUUGAAUCGUCUACAUUUCGUCUCUGUUCAGCUCCUUUGCCAGAACACGACCUUGACCUUCUGGUGAAACAGAAGGUGAUACACGAAACGAGACUUAAGAAGAAGGCCGGGCCGAUGUAUCCGGAGACGAGGGCGUUGCUGGACGAAUUCUUCUAUCGAUUUAACCAAGACCUCUCUCAGCUUCUCAAUGACACACGGUUUAUGUGGCCGGAGUCAUCAUAG
Molecule: messenger RNA, 681 nt
Organism: Lymnaea stagnalis (great pond snail)
Lineage: Eukaryota; Metazoa; Mollusca; Gastropoda; Lymnaeidae
Source: the annotation of a GenBank genome assembly